This is a messenger RNA of Owenia fusiformis, 2090 nucleotides long. The record is from the annotation of a GenBank genome assembly. Lineage: Eukaryota; Metazoa; Annelida; Polychaeta; Sabellida; Oweniidae.
CAUAUCAAACGCUUUAUAUUAAAGUAACUAUGGCUUCUACGCCUGUUAGAGAGUCCUCAAAUGUUGCGGAAGAUGUCCGGUUUCUUUCCUCUCAAAUGGAAGACACCGUCAAAAUUGUCAGGUAUAGUGACGGGGAAGUAUCCAUGAAAUACCCUUCUGACAAUGUCACCACUAAGGGUGACAGUGGUAUGAAUACAUUAACCACGGGUGAGUUAUCUGCUCCUGAGGUAAAAUAUGGUAAAUCAGGUGAAUUAUCCACUCAAGGAAAGGUUGACAUAGAAGUUGAAAAUUUAUCGGGGGCAUAUGCACAGGGUGGGGCACGUCCUAAAAUUCAACCCCGAAUGACACCCAGACCACAUGAUGUUGUUAAAACAAAAUUGGCAUUCUCAGAACUUCCAUUCCGGGAGACACCUUUGUCUGUUUAUGGUGAUAAUCAAAAAGAUUAUGUUGCGGGUGCUUCUAACUGGCCAGAGAGGUCCCCGGGUCAUGAUUCAAAUGUAGAUUUAAGCCUUCCACCACCUCUUAAAAGGCAAACACCCAUUACAUCUGUUGAUACCAAUCCCUUCAGAUCUUUUCAAUCAGGUGGUCAAACAGAUGGAUCUUUGUUUCCAGCUAAUAGGAUAUAUCACGAUCCAAAGUCCACACAGGUUGUUGUAACAAACAUCAAAUCAACUGUUGUUGAAUCGCCCAGUGCAUCAUAUUACCGCGCACGCACGACUUCGUCGGGUGUUCGGCGCGCGUCUCCUACUGUAACGCUCUAUGGUCCGCCUACGUCGCAUACUGGUGUUACAUCCUCUUAUUCAAUGGCUCCACCAGUAUGGCCUAAUCCAUAUUUGCCGUACAUGUACGGACAAGGGUAUCCAUUGCCUCAGGUUUAUCCAAAUGUAAACACUUUAGAGGGGGUAAAUCAUGCUCAUAUGCCCAUACCAGGUCAAAUGUAUUCUCAAGAGGGGCAAAGUGUUCCAUUUAUACAGGGAUUUCGUGGUGCUUUCCAAACUUCAAGGCCUGCUUCACAAAGAGGCAGUGACGUAAAUAAUGAUCCCUCCAAACAUAUCACAAAUCCGUUCAUGAGUGAAAAUCAAACAAUGGUGCCUGGCCCUUACCCAUUACCUAGAGUUGCAUCUCGGGUAGCCAGUCCCUUUGUGCCGAUAGCAAAUAACUCCAAUGUUAUGGUUCCAUACGGUUCACAUUUGGUUCAAUCUCCAGUCCCGGUGCAUCCGUUGACUACACCUGUAGCACCUUCAACGGUUCCACCGCAGACUCGAACUCAUUCUGUUGAAAACAUACCAAAUUUUCCAAAAUUGUCCCCAUAUGAUGGUACGUCUCAUUGGCCUGACUUCCGGACGCAGUUUGAAAUCAUUGCAUCCAUAAACAAUUGGUCUAGUUCUACUAAAGCUGUGCAACUUAUUGCAUUAUUAAGAAAAGAUGCACUUUCUACCCUGACUGAUCUUGACUCUGAUGAGCGUAGUUACGAAAAAAUCAUUGAAGCGCUAAAUAUGCGCUUUGACCCUCCUCAUCAGGCAGGGAACUUCAGGGAUAAAUUGCACGAUAGAAUUCGUAAACCAAAAGAAAGUGUGACUGAAUUAGCACAUGAUAUCAGACGUUUGGUAAAAAAGGCUUAUCCAGAAGCCAAUGCACAGAUUCGCGAAGUCAUGGCCAUUGACUCGUUUCGUAAAGCUCUAAAUGAUGUAAACUUUGAGUGGGCAGUCAAAAACAAAGACCCUACAACCCUCAAUGAAGCUUUACAAAUUGCCCUCAAGUAUGAUACAUUCCAUGCUAAUCGUACCCAACCUAAUCUCUCUUUGCGAAGUACCACUGUCUUGCCGGAUGUUACGCCUGAGGUUAUCAUUUCUGAAAAAGUGAAUUUGUUGUCCUCUGACGUGGCAGCCACCAUGGCAGAGAAUGCUCGCUUGACCGAAGAAAUUAAAAGGUUAAAAGAGGGAAAGAGCUCCCAAAGGCCCUACAGAUUUCAAGGGGAAUGUUGGUACUGUGAGAAAAAGGGGCACAAAAAAUUUGAGUGUCGUAAGAGACAGUAUGAUGAGAAAAAUGGCAUUGAACCACCCCAGAAAAGUCAAAACUCAAAAAACUAG